AUGUCCGAAACUACCUUGAAGCCCGAGAAGGACUUCACGAAGGAGGUCGACCAGCAGCUUCCGGAAGCUGAGACUCUGGCAAAGACCGACCUUCAGGGCGCCAUCGAGAAGCUUACUGCGCUCGAGAAGCAGACCCGGCAAGCGUCUGAUUUAGCAUCAACAUCGAGGGUCUUGAUUGCUGUUGUGACACUUUGCAAAAAUGCCGGAGACUGGAGCUUGAUGAACGAGCAAACGCUUGUCCUUUCCAAGAAGCAUAGCCAGCUGAAGCAGGCCAUUACCAAAAUGGUCCAGACCGUGGUUGGCUAUCUCGACGAGACACCAGACCUCAAGACGAAGCUUUCAGUUAUCGAGACCCUUCGAACUGUCACGGAAGGAAAGAUAUUUGUCGAAGUAGAGCGAGCCCGGGUAACGAAAAUCCUUUCUGACAUCAAAAAGGAGCAGGGUGACCUGAAAGCCGCCACAGAGAUUUUGUGCGAAUUGCAGGUCGAGACAUUUGGUUCUAUGGAUCGACGGGAAAAGACCGAGUUCAUUUUGGCACAAGUUGCACUGUGCAUUGAGAGUCAGGACUGGACUCAGGCCGGCAUACUGGGCCGCAAGAUCAGCACACGAUACUUGGCACGCAAGCCCAAGAAGUCUGCCGAGCAGUUGGAAAAGGAACAAAAAGAGCGGGAGAAGAAGAGGGCCAGAGGCGAGGAAGUCCCAGAGGAGAAAGAAGACGACACCACAGACCUCAAGUUGCGGUACUAUGAACAGCAAAUCGCCCUUGCGAAGCAUGAUGACAAAUAUCUAGAUGUGUGCAAGCACUACAGACAAGUUCUCGACACCGAAGCGGUCGAGGAAGACCCUGCUAAACUUCAUCCCGUGCUCCAGCGCAUCAUCUUUUUCGUCAUCCUUUCCCCUUAUGACAACGAGCAACACGACUUACUUCACCGCAUAUCCAAGGACACGCGGAACUCCCAAGUGCCUUUGAAUGCCGAACUACUCCGGCUGUUCACUGUCCACGAACUGAUGCGAUGGCCAGAGAUUGCCAAGAAGUUUGGCCCCCACCUGUGUAGCACCGACGUCUUCGAUGCGCAGCCCGGCCAGUCGUCGGAUGGAAAGGCUCACCAGCGAUGGGAGGACCUUCGAAAGCGUGUCAUCGAGCACAACGUCCGUGUCGUUGCCAAGUACUACACUCGCAUCCGCAUGAACCGCCUUACCGAGUUGCUUGAUUUGGCCGAGGAUGAAACCGAAAAGUAUAUUAGCGAAUUGGUCACUUCAAAGACUGUCUACGCAAAAAUUGAUCGGCCCGCCGGAAUCGUCAGCUUUGCCAAACCCAGGGGUGCGGACGAUGUCUUGAACGAAUGGAGCCAUAACAUGAAGAGUCUAUUGGGAUUACUGGAGAGAAUCGAUCAUUUGAUCACGAAAGAGGAGAUGAUGGCCCGCAUUCAACCCACGAGUACAAAGUAG
Molecule: messenger RNA, 1449 nt
Organism: Metarhizium album ARSEF 1941
Lineage: Eukaryota; Fungi; Ascomycota; Sordariomycetes; Hypocreales; Clavicipitaceae
Product: 26S proteasome non-ATPase regulatory subunit 12
Exons: 4
Coding region: 1-1449 (482 amino acids)
Cellular component (GO): cytoplasm; proteasome regulatory particle, lid subcomplex; nuclear proteasome complex
Source: RefSeq, a predicted model, not a curated record